GGAGUCCCAUCCCCAGUCCAAUAGAGGAGGCAAUCGCGGACGGAGCUACCCUAGGAUCUCCCCUGAGGAAAAAAAGGGCGUCGGACUUGCAAUCGUCGAUGCUGUAUUGAAUUUUCCUAUCUGCGACGAGAGAGUGACCCCAUUGCGAAGGACAACCGAUUUGUGGUGUGACGACAGAGAGGCUUCCCCGCGACUUUUGGACGAUGGCCGUGUUCCGGGGUGUCGGGCCUUGCGGCUAGAAGGAGGUGCCGCUUUCUGCCUUGCUUCAUCGAAGCACAAAAGCUGACCAAUCGCGAGACGACCCUUCUUUCUAGAAAACCUCAAGCCGCGGAUGUGUCAUGACUUCCUCACGUCGCCAGGGUGGUUAGAAGCCUUGACGGGCACAAAACGACAUAAAAGCUGGUCGCAUGGAAUUUAGCCGUUAAUAGGGAGGUGUGAGGAGAAGGGAAUACAUACCGCCGUGAGCUGAAGCGGCCAAGUGCGACACACCUCACACAACCUUGCGCACAGACAGACGGCUCGGCGCGUUAUAUUUACCUACAUCACACUACAGCGAGGCCGUCAAACGGGCCUGAGACGAGGAGCCAGUACGGUUCGACAUAAAGACAGAGGAGCACUGCUCGGAGAGUUAUGGCGGGGGUACUAGCGCGGUGGAUGGUCACACUGGUCGCGAUAUCGGCGUUGGGAACACACUGGGGGCCGAGCGAGGCCUGCGGGCCGGGGACAAGGUACGGCCGCCGACGGCACCCUCGCAAGCUCACCCCCUUCGUGUACAAGCAACAGAUGCCGGCGGUCUCCGAGAACACCUUCGGGGCCUCCGGCCUCUUCAACGGACGGAUUACUCGCGACUCCGAGCGUUUUCAUACACUGAAACAAAAUUUCAACACAGACAUAAUCUUCAAGGAUGAGGAAAAAACUGGGGCUGACCGAUUCAUGACACAGAGAUGUAAGGACAAGCUAAACGCGCUGGCCAUUUCCGUAAUGAAUCAGUGGGAGGGGGUAAAACUAAGAGUGACGGAAGGAUGGGACGAGGACGGUUUUCACGACGGCGAGUCGCUACACUACGAGGGCAGGGCGGUGGACAUCACGACCAGCGACAGGGACAAAACGAAAUACGGCAUGCUGGCCAGGUUAGCGGUGGAGGCGGGGUUCGACUGGGUGUACUACGAGUCUAAGUCGCACAUACACUGUUCUGUAAAGGCAGAAUCCGACACAACGGCGACCCAGGGCGGUUGCUUUCCCGAGGAAUCAUGGGUAACAAGGGACGACGGGAGACGGAUUCGAAUGCGUGACGUCAGACCGGGCGACAAAGUGCUGAGCAUGGAUAGCGCAGGCCAUCCCGUCUUCAGCGAAGUUCUGACGUUCAUGGACCGCGAUUCUAGAGGACCCUGGGUAUACUACACCAUCCAUACAGAGGACAGGAAUACCACCGUCACGGCCACGCCCUCUCACUUGGUCUUUGUGACGGAGUCACGUGAUCCGAGUGCAGGGAGGGUCGCCAAGUUCAUGAGUGACGUGCGGCCGGGGGAGUUCCUCCUCACGCCGGAAAGUGCCGGAGGAGGGUUCCGGAAAGUGGAGAUUGUUUCAGUGACAAUGAGAGAAGAGAAGGGCGCCUACGCCCCACUAACUGUACACGGCACCGUCGUCGUGGACAAUGUAGCAAUGUCCUGCUACGCUCUCAUAGAGAGCCAGGCGCUUGCGCACUGGGUGUUCGCGCCCUUCAGACUGUAUUACCAGCUGACGUCAUCGCUAUGGGACGGUCCAUCGCAUGACCAGACAUUACAGAAGGGGGUGCACUGGUACCCCUCUUUUUUCUACAGAUAUGGAAUAUCCCUGGUUGAACCGACGCUCCUACACCCGACGGCGGCGGAUUCAUGAUCUUGUGUAAUUUUCAGAAAAAAAUCGCUGUAACAUAAUUAUUUUUAUGUCUGUCUGUCUGCUUCAAGGCCCCUUAAGAGAAAAAAUUUGAAUACUAACCGCCUGAUGAGAGUGUGAAUAGUACACAUGUAUAUGCGACAAAUGUUACCAUGCCUCAGUAUUUAUUUUUUCCUUCCUGGUUGUUGAAAUUUUAGACAAAGUGUCUACUCGGCUGUGUGUGAUUUUGUGGUGUAAUUUUUAACGACAAAAUGAUGUGUCCAAGUUAUUGAUUAUCAGUGCCCUUCUCGAAAACCACAGAAGUACAAACACCCCCGUUACAAGAAUGGUAUCGUCUAAACACGCCUCAAGUUCCAAAGUAUCUUAGAAAUGUGAAAAUAUUUUGAAAAUGUAGAUUUCCUUUAGUAACGAAGCUAAAAUGGGCUGGUUUUGGGCGGCACCAUCUUGCAAACGACUCAGGAUGUUUGAACUUGUUGGGUUUCAAAGGAGCACCGCCCUAACAGACACUCAUGCGCAUGCGUGCGAACGUGUGUUAUAGACCAUUAACCUAGAAAUCUAACCUUAAACUGCUGCAGGAGAAUCUCUAACUUCAUUUUUAGCUCUAGCAAAGCGCCCGAAUGUGCUGUUCAUUGGGUGAAGAGUAUAUAAGACUUUGGUUAAUCACAUAACAAACAUGAUAAACACCCCUAAAAUAGCCUCAUGCCAAGUCCUGACCUCAUCUUGUUUUUACUAUUUUUUAUUCAUACUUUUGGCAUUUCAUUGUUUGUAGAUCUAUUCCUGCCAUUUUACUCGAGAAACCCUAUACUAAAGUUCACUACAUUUUCUGACCUCCCCUCCCCCCUUACAUUUUUCCAACUGGUUUGGCGUACUUAACUCUUGAGGCUCGUUUUAUUGUUAUUUUAUCUACAUUUGACGUCGUCAUACUCAACUCUGGCGCCAAAAAGAGAUGUACAAAUUUCUUCUUUAAACGAGCGCAUCAAAACGUGUUAUUCUAUAGAAACGUACGAAGUUACAGGUUCUUGCAGCUACUGGUUUUUUGUUUGCAUCGACGUAUUGAGGAGCCUUGAGUCUUCUAAUUCUAUCAUAGUACAAGCCACAAGUCACGUGACAAGUCCGUUUUUGGAUAAUCAUUUUUUGUUGUUGUUUUUGUGUUGUACAAGUCUCGUAUGUGGUUCAAGUGUCCCGGAUGUGGAUUUCACAGUGUCCCGGAUAUGGGCUUCUCUGUAUCCCGGAUGUGGACGUCACAAAUGAAUGACUGGUGUACUUUUUAUACCGAGCGACUGCUUUUGUGUUUAGUGCAAACUAUGAGGCCAAUGUGGUUUCCUGCAAAGUUGUAUAUUAUGGGAUGUAUUUCUCCUUGUCGUUGGGGCAUGCGCCCUGGGGGAGAGAAACGGACACUAUGUGAACCACGUUGUUGAUUGGGUGUUUCUGACAAAAUGAUAUUCCAUGGAAGGAUGGAUAUACAUUGAUGUAUUAUAAAAGAAAGAAAACAUGUAUAUUCGUUAGAAACUUUAUUUUGUUCCAAGAUUUUAUUUAUAUAAUAGCUUCAUAUUCUAUAUCACAAUCUAUUAAAGAAAAUAAUGCAGCUCUUCUGAAACUGUAGCUUGUCAGCUGAAAGGUUAAGUGUCUUGAAUAGCCAAGAUAGUGUCACACACAUCGUAACUUUGUACUUUUUCGUUGUUUAUAAUAAAUACCCCCCACGGGGUCAAAUCUAGAGCUG
Molecule: messenger RNA, 3595 nt
Organism: Branchiostoma belcheri (Belcher's lancelet)
Lineage: Eukaryota; Metazoa; Chordata; Leptocardii; Amphioxiformes; Branchiostomatidae
Product: sonic hedgehog protein A-like
Exons: 3
Coding region: 631-1878 (415 amino acids)
Biological process (GO): smoothened signaling pathway; protein autoprocessing; regulation of gene expression
Molecular function (GO): calcium ion binding; patched binding
Source: RefSeq, a predicted model, not a curated record